Messenger RNA from Centropristis striata (black sea bass), 5950 nucleotides. Its product is annotated as PRELI domain-containing protein 1, mitochondrial-like. Gene Ontology annotation, biological process: phospholipid transport. Gene Ontology annotation, molecular function: phosphatidic acid transfer activity. NCBI's taxonomy places the organism in Eukaryota, Metazoa, Chordata, Actinopteri, Perciformes, Serranidae. The transcript is spliced from 6 exons. The record is from RefSeq and is a predicted model, not a curated record. The coding region runs from base 323 to 859 and encodes 178 amino acids. Gene Ontology annotation, cellular component: mitochondrial intermembrane space.
GCUGAUAGCUUCCUCAGCAACUACAACAGCUGCUUCCGAAUGCUAACGUGUUAGCUUACAGUAACGAUAACUGGGGUGAAACAGCUAAUUAGCUUAAUUAAUAGUUGGCUGACUUACCAGAAUAAGUAAUCUUUAAGAGGUUGUUGACAGUUUCGCUCAAACACACAGCAGAUUAAUAAUUCAAGAGCUAGUUGGCAUUUAGCAGCGACAACUAACGGCUAACUAGAAGCUGCUGAAUGAGUCAGCUGUCAGCUGCCUGAGUGUGUGUGUGUGUGUGUGUGUGUGUGUGUGUGUGUGUGUGUGUGUGUGUGUGUGUGUGGACAUGGGCAGGUAUUUCUACAGUGAGGAGGACAUUCAGAGUCCGUGGCAGCAGGUGUUUGCAGCCUUCUGGCAGCGCUACCCCAACCCCUACAGCUCCCAUGUCCUCUCUGAGGACGUCCUGUCCCGGGAGGUGUCGUCCUCUAACCUGCUACUGUCUCGUCGUCUGCUGCUGAAGACCAACCGUCUGCCGGGUUGGGCAGAGCGCGUCUUCCCUCCUCAGAUGGCGAGGGCGGUCUACGUCCUGGAGGACAGCGUGGUCGACCCAAACACACACACACUCACCACCAUGACCUGGAACCUCAACCACAACACACUCAUGACCGUGGUGGAGCGAUGUCUGUUUGAGGAGGACCGUAGUCGGCCAUCUUGGACCAAGCUGCGGCGGGAGGCGUGGAUCAUGUCGGCGGUCUACGGUCUGGCUCGGCCCAUACAGGAGUUUGGUCUGGCCAGGUUCAAAAGUAACCAAGUCAGAGCCAUUAAGGGUCUGGAGCACGCUCUGACUAGAGUCCAGGCCGAAGCCCCGCCUCCUCAGGGUUAAGCUCCACCUGCUCGGGCGAAGCUCCGCCCACUCAGAGUGAAGCUCUGUUUCCUCAGGGUUAAGCUCCGCCUCCUCAGGGCGAAGCUCCGUCCCCCUCAGGAUGAAGCUCCGCCCCCUCAGGGCGAGUCAGAGAAACUCAAACUUUAUUUCAGUUUAUUCAAUGAUUCUGUUUUAGAUAUCAAAUCAAAUCAAACUUUAUUUAUAUAGCGCUUUUCAUACCCUCUGGUCCUCGUCAGCACGCGUGCAGCUGAGUUUUGUAAUAAUUGUAAGUUGUGGAUGCUCUUUUUGGGAAGACCAGAGAGCAGGACAUUACAAUAGUCUAAACGACAAGAGAUAAAAGCAUGCAUCAGCACCUCCGUGUUGGCCUGAGAGAGAAACGGGCCAACUCUGGCUAUGUUCUUAAGAUGGUCAAAACCUAUCUUAGUGUUAGAAAAAUAGCUUGAGGAAACCUUGAAAAUUGAAUUAUCUGACACCAACAGAAAAUCCUCCCCUAUUUCUCUGCACAGAAUGUUCUCCAAAACAUUCAACAAAACCUCCCUGCCUAUGUUAGGAAGUUCGCUGCCAUCCAUGACUUGAUAUCUAAAAAUACAGUUUAAAAGGGUAUCAAUUGGCCCUGUGUCAUCAGGAGACACGGCGAUGUACAGCUGUGUGUCAUCAGCGUAUGUGUGUGUCUCCUAAAAUUGACCCUUGGGGAACCCCACACUUGAUUUCAUGCAUUCUGGAGGAGCAUGUAUCCAUACUUACAAUCAAACUUCGAUCUGAGAGAUAAGAAAUGAAACAGUUAAAAACAGUACCAGAGAGGCCGACCAGGGUUCGGAGUCUGUUUAAUAAAAUGUGAUGUUCUACUGUAUUGCAGGCGGCGCUGAGAUCCAGUAGAACCAAGACUGUUAAUUUCUGUGAAUCUAAAUUACACCUGAAGUCAUUUAAAAUCUUUAAAAGAGCUGUCUCUGUACUGUGGUUCAUUCUAAAACCAGAUUGAUAUUUCUAUAAAAAACUGUUUUUCUAAAAUUUUACUUAAAAAUGCUAAGUUGGAUACAGGCCGGUAGUUAUUUAAAAUGUUGGGGUCUAAAUUACUCUUCUUCAGAAGGGGCUUCACCACUGCCGUUUUGUAAGCAGUGGGGAAGACACCUGUCUGAAGAGAGCAAUUAAAAUGUGUUCCUCAAAGAAAGCAUAAAAUGAUUUUAAGAGGGAAUAGGAUCUAAAAGGCAGGUUGUUGGGUUUACUUGGGAGAAAACUCGAUCAAGUGUCCUUGCAUCAACCAGGGCAAAACUCUCCAGUGUUUCCUCAGAUAAGAGCGAUGGUUCAGGUGUGCAUUCUGGGAUAAAAGACUGGAUCUGAUACCAUCGAUCUUACUUCUGAAGUGGUCUGCAAAGUCCUCGCAGAGGGCCUCUGAUGGUGUCAUGUGAGCUUUAUUAAAACUGGUGUUGGUUAAAAGAUCGAAGGUGGAGAAAAGAAACCUGGGGUUGUUUUUAUUGUCUGUGAUGAGUUUCGAGAAAUGGGAAAUUCUUGCCUGUUUGACUGCGUUAUUGUAAGUUUUGAGUUGUAGUAUUUCAUGGUGAACUGUCAAUUUCGUUUUUCUCCACCUUCUCUCUGCACACCUGCAAUUUCUUUUUAGUUUUUUGAUGUUAUCGGUUCUCCACGGUGGUACAGGUUUUGUUUUUACAGUUUUAGUUAAAAGUGGAGCCACUGAGUCCAGUGUUGAUUUUAGUUUGGAAUUAAAAUUGUCAACAACAAAAUCACAGGGUGCAGGUAAAACCUCAGCAGGGGUGCUCUGUAAAAUCUCAAUAAAAUUUGCAGCCACUUCAGAAGUCAGGUAACGUUUCCUCACUGGGGGCCUCCUGAGGGUAAAAAUUGGCGAUGUUAAAAUACACACAGUAGUGGUCAGACACAGUCAGGGUGUGUCCCCUGUUGUGAGUCGGCUGUGCAACGUGAUGUUUAAAAUCUAGGCAGCAUAAAAGGUUUAAAAAUUCUCUGAACAUGGCGUCCGAGAUACUAUCAACGUGUAGAUUAAAAUCACCAGCUAUUAAAACCCUGUUAUAAGCAGUGUGUAUGAUUGAUAAAAAUACAGAAAGUUCACUGAUGAAAGAGGAAGAAUAUUGGGGUGGUCUGUAGGCUGUGAUGCAGAAAAUCGGAGGGCUGCUAAAAACAAAGGCGUAGUGACGCACAAAAGUGACGCAGCACCGAUGCCCCUCCUAAACCCCCUUGUGGAAAAUAAAAAAAUAAAAUUAGGUGGGCAGGUGGGCAAUAGCUGGUGCAUCGGUGCCAAGCCAUGUCUCUGUCAGUAGAAAAAUGUCCAGGUUGUGAUCUGUAAUUAGGUAAUUUAUGAUGAAGGUUUUGUUAGAGAGAGAGCGCAUGUUCAGCAUGGCCAGAUUAAUGAUCGUGCUGAACGUGCGCUCACCAGGUGUGGUGAUGGGGACCUGCAGGAGGCAGGUCAAGUUGCUCAGAACUUGGGCCUUAUUGCGAGGGCUUGAGCGCCGGUUUGUGAUUCUGAUUGGAAUGGGUAGGGGAGAAAUAAGAUAAGAGAGUUUGGGCAGAGCAGUAGUGAACCCGCCUUGGGGGAGCUAGCUUUGUAUGUAGGUGAGGGGGAGGCUUGCCUGUAGUGACCUGCGCUGACCAGGUGAGGAUUAUUUGGGCAUGAGGUGUGCGAUAGCCGUUUGGAUGGAUACCAUCAGGGCGGUAAAGAGAUGGGCAUUUCCAGAAAAGAUUAAAAUUGUAAAUAAAAGCUGCAUUGCGGGCUGCACAUGUUGAUUUCAGCCAGGUAUGCGACACCUCGGCUGUGAGGAGGUAUGGGUCCGCUGAUAAAAACUUGCUUGCCGUGGGCCUCGAGGGAGUCAAGAAGUUUAUUAAAAUCCCGUUUGAGCAGUUCGGAGGACUGGUCAGGAAUUAUGUUACAGCCAACGUGCACGACAACAUCCUGGGCGAGUGUGUGUGUGUCCAGGAUGCUAGCAGACUUUUCCUGGAUGUCUGCCACCUUAGCGCCGGGGAAGCAAAAUGUCUUUGCAGAUUUAUUUCCCACAUUUCUCACAAUCGAGUCUCCAAUGAUGAGCAUGGUUGGAAAGGGAGAGUUCAGUGAGGGAGACUUCAACUGUGGUGGAGGAGUGGAUGAAGGUGUGUGGACAGAGUGAGGAGUGGGAUCUCGCUGCGGCGCAGGUGUAAAUUGCGGUAUGGAGCAGCGAAACCUGGGGCGAGGAGUGACAGAUGGAGGGAUCUGCGCCAGCGGAGUACUGCAGGGGUCACUGGAUGUAGGAGGCCGGGAUUCCACAGCCAGAAGAGGAAAGUCAUGCAGGUCCAGAAUGUUGUAUCUGUUCUGCAGCUGUAUGGUGUGGUGAGGAGGCGCAUUUGACCAUAGACCAGCGCUCCUGAUGGGAUGGAGUGGAGCUGGCCAGGGCUGCAUGUUUUGGUCUAGCCCCAAGCUGGUUCCAGGAGACAUCAGGGACGGUGCCCGGAGCAGUGACAGGCUUUGGAGGAGAGGCAGCUCCGGCGGCCUCCUCGACUCCUACAGCAGGGAGCGAAGAAGCAGAGAUAUCGGGGGCUUGGGUGCAGGUUGUGCUGGACUGAAGAUGAUGGUAUCCAUUAACUUUUCAGCUUCCUGGAUCUUGUACAGUGUGGAGGUUCUUCUCUCCAGCUCAGCGACUUUAUCCACCAGGAGGGCGCAGCUGACACAGCUUGAUGAGGAGGUGAGUGGAGCCACGGUUUCCAGGGGGCGAUAGUGUUGUAUUUGUAUGUGUGAUUGUACACUCCGUACUGCCGUCGACUAGCGUGCCAUCAACUAGUUGCUCAGUUUGGCUGAGCACUAAACACAAAAAUGUAUUUUGUUGGCUUGUUUAAAAGAAAGCUGUGUUGUAGCUAGUUAGCUUAGAUAGUUAGCUUAGAUAGCUAGUGAUAACCGGUAGCAGCUAGCUAGCAACGCUCUAUAUAGUGUACCUGCACAACUGGAAAGUUAAACGGUUUCUUUUUCCAUCGGAGUAUGUUGUUGAAGUUGUCAAAGUAUGUUGUUAAUUCCCAUUGAGAUAGAUAAGAACACGUUAAGAACAAGGGAAUCUAAGUGACAGUGGUGUGGUUUCUCUCCAGCUUUCACGCAGCCAUCUUGGCAAACUCAGAGAAGGAACUGAACUAUUUUGUAAUCUAACUUUUUUUAAAUUAUUAUUUAUUAUUUAUUUCUUUUUUACACUCAUGUUUUUUUAAUCAUUUUUUAUUAUUUUGUAAUAUUUCUUUGUCAGUCUUUAAAUCCUUAUCAGUCUCCUGCUGGUUGAUUCCUAUAAUAAUUUUAACAAAACAGUGAAUUAAUCAGUUUUAUUUGUGCAGAUGAAUCAGAUCUGUGUUUAAAUGAUGUUUUAUAUAUUUUGUGUUAAAGGUUUUCCAGGCUUGGAAAAGUCUUGGAAUCAGUUCUGUGAAAUGAAUAGUUACAGAAAUCUUUCCACGUAAUAUAACGAAACUUAAUGUAGCUUCACUUAUUCUGAGAAUGGAAACAAAUCGAACUCUUUCAUCUUUUACCCUGCUGCUGAAAUAGUUUUUAUCUGAAAGUUUUGUUUGAAAAUCUAAAAUAUUUGUUUGGAAAUCUAUUUUUUUUGUUUGAAAAUCCCAAACUUUGAAUGAAAAUCUGGAUUUUUUUUUUGAAAAUCUAAAAUUUUAUUUUGAAAGUUUAAAAUUGUACCUCCUCCUGCUCCUCCUCUCUCUCUCCUCCUCUUCUCUCCUUUUCCUUCUCUCCUCUUCCUGCUCCUCCUUCUCUCGCCCCUGCUUCUCUAAAAAAUCUAAAAAUUCUGUUUAAAACAAAAUAUUGUUUGGAUUUUUUUUUUUUUUUUGAAAAUCCUAAACAUUUUUUUUAAGUCUAAAAUUUUAUUUUGAAAGUCUAAAAUUGUACUUUGAAAAAUUAAAGGUUUCGUUUGGAUUUUUUAAACAGAACUUUUAGAUUUUCAAGGAUUGUUUAUUUAUUGAUAAUUAAGAACUGUUGUUUGUAUUUCGACAUUCAGUUUUGUUUGCAAUUAAAAAUCCAAUUUAAGUGUUUGUCUUAUGAAGUCCUGCCAUACAGAAUCACCAUGACAACAAAUAACUUUUUAGUUUUUAUCCACAAUAAAACAUUAUCAUAUUAAA